ACUACCACGAUGGAACCUACUCCUGCCUCUACACAGGAAGAAACUCUUCCUGAGGACAGUCCACCCAGUUCUCAUCCACCUUCAGGCUACUAUAUCACAAAUACUUUUCCUCCUUUGACUCCAACUUCUAAUUCUAUUCAUCGUUAUCCUACUUUAACUGCUUUUCUUCACAAGUUAAAUCUCUAUCAAUAUCAUAAUCAAUUUGUUGAAGCUGGUGUCGGUGAAAAUGAUAUUGAGCAAUUUAUAGGAUUUGACGAAUCUGAACUAAAAGAAGUAUUAUCUGCAAUUUCAAUGAAACCUUUUCAUUCAGCUGCUUUCAAAAAGGGGAUCAGAGAACUCAGGCAAACCCUAUCCGCAAGUCCGUCUUCUGCGAUGACAAAUCAUUCAACUAAUUCAUUUUCAACUUCUUUUUCUUCAACUCCUAUGAUUCAAUCUGACAAUCGUAAAUUAAGCAAAGUAGCUGAAACCACUGACAUAUCAUCUUACUCUGUGAGAGACAAAGCGUCGGUGGUAAUUGAAACGUCAUCAAUGAAAGUCUCACCAAAUAGAACAGGUGCAGAAGAAUCUACUGGAUCACCAAUGCACGAGAUUCAAGAAUAUUCUGUUAAUGCAAUGCAAGAUGUCCAUCCAAUUUCAUCUACUACUACUAUACCAUCAUCGAUCACGAAUUCAGCACAAACUACUUCAAAAGAUGUCAUUAUACAUCACGCAACGAUUUACGGAAAGAAUAACCCUAGAAAAUUAACUACUUAUGAACAAGCAAUCAAUCGUGCUGCUGUUGAAUUGGCUCUCCUUGAUCCAGCUUUGGUUGCUAACAAAGGUACCUUGUUCGAAAAAGCUAAAGAAAAGCUUCUAUUAGAAGGUUAUACAUAUAAAAGAGGUCAAUCUAGAUCAAAAUUGAAUCCAAAUGCUCCAAAACCUGGUGUAAAAACUUCUCGUGCUUCUCUUAUACAAAAACGAAAUGCUCACGCUGCUCAAAAUAGUGAAAGUCGUAACGCUCGCAUCUCAGAGCUUGAACGUAAAUUACAAAUUAAAGAUACACAAUAUACUGUUACACAAGAGCUUAAACGAUUAAAAACUGGUGAUCCUGAUAGUUUAGAAAAAGUUGAAUUAACUUUAGAGGAAGUUGAAAAAGAACGAGCUGAAAUUGCUAAAGAAUUAUCAAUUUUAAAAAGCAAAGAACGUAAACAUCGAUGGUAUGAACAAAAAAAGAAGGAAAGAAUGGAUUCAGGAUUUGAUGAGGGUGAUAUAGAAUCUUUAAAUCAGGAUUGUCGAAUAAUUGAUUGUGGAGAAAAUUAA
Messenger RNA from Dentiscutata heterogama, 1299 nucleotides. Lineage: Eukaryota; Fungi; Glomeromycota; Glomeromycetes; Diversisporales; Gigasporaceae. The record is from the annotation of a GenBank genome assembly.